AUGGCAACUAACAACUUCUUCCUCGUAUUUUCGUGUGUUUUAAUCGCGUCAGUGUGUGCCCUUCCGGCAACCGAUAAAGAAAAGGAAACGGCCCGCAGUGCCCGAUCCGAAAAUGACCUUCUCGACGCAACCUACACGGACUGUCUUCGCAAGGACACCGUUUCGUGCAUCAAAUACAAAAUUUUUUCGUUCGUUGACAAGAUGCUCGACCAGAAGGAUGCCAUUACUGUAACCGAUGGGGUGUCUUUGGUUAAAGUCGAGGGGGCUGAACCUGAAGGGGCACCCCGAGCGCUUACCGCUGAUGACACCGUUGAAUCCGUAAUCUUCAAUAAAGUUCAACGGUUCUUGCAAACGCACACCCUUAAAGUUGACAUUAAAGGGAGCGACAUUGUUUCUGCGGUCUCUUCAACUGCACGUUCCUUUAACGAUGCCAUGGAUGGAAUUUACGAGGAAGACAACAUGGUUGAGGAAAGUAGGGGCAAGAAAAAGAAGGUUCAGAAACUUUUGGGACCUAUAAUGGCUGCUCUUGGUCUCGUUGGUGGUAUUUUGACUAAACUGGCCCUUGGAAAGAUUGCAUUGAUUGCCGGUAAAGCCCUCUUGAUUGGUAAAAUCGCACUGGUCCUUUCCGCCAUUAUUGGGUUGAAGAAGCUUCUUGGUCAAGGAAAACAUGUGACUUAUGAGGUCGUAGCUCACCCUCAACAUUCUGCCAGUCACAUAGCCACCCAUGAAACUGUCCACAGCAGUGGCGGUGGUGGUGGAUAUGGUGGCGACAUUGGAGGUGGAUAUGGCGGCGGCAGUUCGGGACACGGAGGUUGGGGAAGGACUUUUGAUGCGCAGGAUCUCGCCUAUAGGGCCCACGUUCCUAAGUCCACUGAACAAUAA
Molecule: messenger RNA, 882 nt
Organism: Agrilus planipennis (emerald ash borer)
Lineage: Eukaryota; Metazoa; Arthropoda; Insecta; Coleoptera; Buprestidae
Exons: 1
Coding region: 1-882 (293 amino acids)
Source: RefSeq, a predicted model, not a curated record